CACUGUCAGAACCGACGUACUUACUGUCUACCCUGGCAGAAGCCACGUUUGUAGGAGCUACCUUUUGUCGGCAGACUCUCACAAUUCGUUUUCGACCGAUGCCUCGGCUCAAGGCAGCAUCGCUGGCUGGCUCCCGAGCCGCCAGCAGCAGCGCCAUUCUCCUCGUGCUGCUGGCCUUGGCUCUGCUCAGCCUCCCCACCGCAACGAUCGGCGCGAAGCGCGGAACCGCCCUCCGCUCGCAGGGAGUGCAAGAAUCGGCGCGCUCCAUAGCGCGGACGAUCUGGAAGUCUGGGAGCACCCUUCUCCGCGGCGGCAGCUCCAGCUCCGGCCGAGGGACUCCGACUCCCGCUCGCAGCACAGGCGCUGGCAGCACCGCAGCAGCCGCAGCGGCUGGGAGCAGCUCUGGCUGCGCGUCAUCGUUGCUCGACGGAUUCAACUCGUCCGUCCCCAUGGGCUCGAGCCUUACCCUCCAUUGGCGCGCAGCCAGCUCAUCGCAGCUCGACUUCGCGCUCGAAGCGGCGGCCGGCAGCUUAGCCGCGGCCGGGUGGUUUUCAGUGGGGUGGUCGUCGACGGGCGGCAUGGCGGGGUCCGAUGCCGUGAUCGGCAGUGCGAGCGGGGGGUCCGUCCAGGCGUACUACAUGAGCGGCACGGGCCAGUCCGACGUUCAGCCCACAAGCAGCUUCGAUAUCGGCACCGCCGAGGUCGCCACAUCCGCCUCGGGAUCCACCACCAUCAAGUUCUCUCGCUCCUCAGGCGACGGCUCAGUGCCAGUGAACGUGCAGGGCCGCAACACGCUCGUGUGGGCGCACUCCAAUGACGGCUCGCCGUCGCUUGGAUUCCACGGCGACUAUGAUGCAGGAAACACCGGUGGUGAUUAUGGUGCUGACUAUGGGAGUGGUGCGGGUGGUGAUUAUGGCAGGGGAAUGGGAGGGGGUGGUGGUAAUGGAGGAGGCUCCAACGGGGGAGGCAUGGGCGGAGGGGGCAUGGGCGGAGGGGGCAUGGGCGGAGGGGGCACUGGCGGAGGAAGCAUGGGAGGAGCGGGCAUGGGCGGAGAGGGCACUGGCGGAGCAAGCAUGGGAGGAGGGGGAAUGGGCGGAGGGGGCAUGGGCGGAGGGGGAAUGGGAGGGGGGGGUGGUAAUGGAGGAGGCUCCAACGGAGGAAGCAUGGGCGGUGGUGGCGGUUCAGGGAGAGGCAUUGGCCGAGGGGGCAUGGGUGGAGGGGGCAUGGGCGGAGGGGGCAUGGGCGGAGGGGGCAUGGGCGGAGGAGGGAUGGGAGGGGGUGGUGGCAAUGGAGGUGGCUCCAAUGGGGGAGGGAUGGGCGGAGGGGGCGGAGGCAUGGGGGGAGGAGGCGGAAGCAUGGGGGGAAAAGGCGGAGGCGUGGGGGGAUUAGGCGGCGUGGGGAGUUUCCUUGGAGGCUUAUUCGGUGGCAAGAACUGAGUCUGCUGGAGGCUGCAGUGGCUGGGGCUGUUGUGGCUGGGGCCACUAAGGUCUGCUGGGUAUGCUAGAGAGUGUGGAGUGGAGUGGUGUGGAAAGGAGUGGUGUUCUGUGCUGUGGUGUGGUGUGCUGUGGUGUGGGGUGGCGUGGUGGCACAAGGGAUCACUCCAGUGUCUGGAAAUGGUUUAGCUUUGAUGCACCUCAAGCCAUGGAGCAUAGCGCCUUGUCCUGAGGUGCAUCAAAGCCAGAUCACUGCUUCAAUCUUUUGGUAGUGUCGUGGUUGGUUGAUCUUGCUUCUACCCU
This is a messenger RNA of Closterium sp. NIES-67, 1736 nucleotides long. NCBI's taxonomy places the organism in Eukaryota, Viridiplantae, Streptophyta, Zygnematophyceae, Desmidiales, Closteriaceae. The record is from the annotation of a GenBank genome assembly.